GUUAUAGUGAGAACUAAAUUUAUAAGUCAAACGACAAAUUAAACCGGUCAACUCCUUUAAAAACUUCUUUUGUACCAAGUACAACCAAAACCUGGGUAUACAAUUGUUACGAUACAGAUCUGUCAAGAAUUCUCUCAACUCUCUGCUAUCAGGUUAAGUCAUGAGAAGGUACAGUCCACCACGUUAUAGCUCUCCUCCAAGGAGGGGAUAUGUAGCCCGGCCAAGAAGUCCUCCAAGAAGAGGUUAUGGUGGGGAGCGUGGAAGGCAUCAGGAGCAGAACAAUGGCAGCCUCUUAGUACGCAAUAUACCUCGGGAUUGCAGGCCAGAGGAACUUCGAGUUCCAUUUGAAAGAUAUGGAGUAGUUAGAGAUGUAUAUCUUCCCAAAGACUACUAUACAGGGGAGCCUCGUGGGUUUGCAUUUGUGCAGUUUGUGGAUCCCUAUGAAGCAGCAGAGGCUCAAUAUCGUAUGAACGGACAAUUAUUUGCUGGGAGGGAAAUAUCUGUUGUUGUUGCUGCUGAGAGUCGAAAAAGGCCUGAUGAUAUGCGCAGAAGAACUAGGACUAGUAGAGGACCCUCGGGUUAUGAAGGGCAGAGAUCUUCCUAUUAUGGUCGUUCCCGGUCCCGCUCACGUUCGCGCUCCCCUCGUUAUCCUACUGGGUCUAGAAGUCGACAUCGCUCAAGGUCCUAUUCUCCUGCCCCAAGACGGCGAAGUGACUACUCCCUUUCUUCUGAAAGAAGGAAAGAUCCUAGAUCACCCAGGGAUCUUCCACCAGAAGGAGAUGGUCGUCAUGCCCGGAGGUCAUAUUCUCCCAUCAGCAGAAAUGAUGCAGCAGAUCGAAAUGACAAGGAAUAUGCUGAGAGACCUGCAUACGAGUCUGAUGGAGCAGGAGCACAUUGGAAGUCUUCUCCUGGACGUGCUAUAAGAUCACCUUCUGGAUCUAGAUCUCGGUCUGCUGAUAUAUCACCUAAGCGAAGUAGAUAAGCGGAAUACAUGUGAAGUUGGGAAAUUUACAUCCUACUUGACCGUGUUAGUACUUGUACUUUCUAGUAGCUCGAAACUUGUGUAUUAUGUGAAUCUGGGAAAAUGUGGUCAUGUUAUCAAGUUUAAAUUUGUAUCUUAAGUGUUAAA
This is a messenger RNA of Daucus carota subsp. sativus, 1129 nucleotides long. Its product is annotated as serine/arginine-rich SC35-like splicing factor SCL30. The transcript has 8 exons. Gene Ontology annotation, cellular component: spliceosomal complex. Gene Ontology annotation, molecular function: RNA binding. The record is from RefSeq and is a predicted model, not a curated record. Gene Ontology annotation, biological process: positive regulation of mRNA splicing, via spliceosome. NCBI's taxonomy places the organism in Eukaryota, Viridiplantae, Streptophyta, Magnoliopsida, Apiales, Apiaceae. The coding region runs from base 161 to 982 and encodes 273 amino acids.